AUGUCAAAAGGAAAAGUUUGUUUAGCAUAUAGUGGAGGUUUAGAUACUUCAGUUAUAUUAGCUUGGUUAUUAGAACAAGGUUAUGAAGUUAUUGCAUUCUUAGCAAAUAUUGGACAAGAAGAAGACUUUGAAGCUGCUGAAAAAAAAGCUUUAGCAAUUGGUGCUACAAAAUUUGUUGUUGUUGAUGUUAGAAAAGAAUUUGUUGAAAAAGUUUGUUUCCCAGCUAUUCAAGCAAAUGCAGUCUAUGAAAAUGUUUAUUUAUUAGGUACAUCAUUAGCAAGACCAGUUAUUGCACAAGCACAAAUUAAAGUUGCAGAAGAAAAUGGAUGUUUCGCUGUAAGUCAUGGAUGCACUGGUAAAGGUAAUGAUCAAGUCAGAUUUGAAUUAAGUUUUUAUGCAUUAAAACCAGAUGUUGUUGUUAUUGCACCAUGGAGAGAUCCAGAAUUCUUCAAUAGAUUUGCAGGUAGAAAUGAUUUAUUAGAUUAUGCUGCAAGUAAAAAUAUUCCAGUUGCUCAAACUAAAGCAAAACCUUGGUCAACUGAUGAAAAUUUAGCUCAUAUUUCAUUUGAAGCUGGUAUAUUAGAAAAUCCAGAUACUACACCACCAAAAGAUAUGUGGAAAUUAACAGUUGAUCCAACUGAUGCUCCAAAUGAACCAGAACAAUUUUCAGUUGUUUUUGAAAAAGGUUUCCCAACUAAAUUAGUUUUAAAAAAUAAAACAGUUACUGAUCCAGUAGAAUUAUUUACUGAAGCUAAUGCAUUAGCAAGAAGAAAUGGUGUUGGUAGAAUUGAUAUUGUUGAAAAUAGAUUUAUUGGUAUCAAAUCGAGAGGUUGUUAUGAAACUCCAGGUUUAACUAUAUUAAGAUCUACUCAUAUUGAUUUAGAAGGUUUAACUUUAGAUAGAGAAGUUAGAGCUAUUAGAGAUCAAUUUGUUACUCCAACUUGGGCUAAAAUUUUAUAUAAUGGUAUGUAUUUCACUCCAGAAGGUGAAUACGUUAGAUCAAUGAUUCAACCAUCACAAAAUACUGUCAAUGGUGUAGUUAGAGCUGCUUGUUAUAAAGGGUCCAUAACUAUUUUAGGUAGAUAUUCAGAAACUGAAAAAUUAUAUGAUGAAACUGAAUCAUCAAUGGAUGAAUUAACUGGUUUUUCACCAGAAGACACUUCUGGAUUCAUUGCUGUUCAAGCUAUUAGAAUAAAGAAAUAUGGGGAAGCAGCAAGAGAAAAAGGAACUACUUUAGAUUUGUAA
Messenger RNA from Lodderomyces jiufengensis, 1245 nucleotides. It is a transcript of the gene ARG1, whose product is annotated as argininosuccinate synthase. Gene Ontology annotation, biological process: L-arginine biosynthetic process; urea cycle. NCBI's taxonomy places the organism in Eukaryota, Fungi, Ascomycota, Pichiomycetes, Serinales, Debaryomycetaceae. Gene Ontology annotation, molecular function: ATP binding; argininosuccinate synthase activity. The record is from RefSeq and is a predicted model, not a curated record. Gene Ontology annotation, cellular component: cytoplasm. The transcript has a single exon. Bases 1 to 1245 code for a protein of 414 amino acids.